GGAGCAGAGGGGGAGGAACGCUAGUAGCACCGGGUUCCGCUGUGAGCCAUGUUGGAUGUGAGUGAGAAAGGAAGAUGCUGCGCCCGUGCAUCCGCUGCUAGCGCGAGCUCUGCCCAACGCCGAGAGUAAAUGCGAGCUGCUCGGGACCGCCGAGAGAGCGGGGAGCACGGCGGAAGGAGUCGGGCGGUGGCGGAGGAGCUGGCGACCUAGCCGGCGUCGGGAGAGAGAGAGAGAGAGAGGGAGGGAGAGAGGGAGAGAGAGAGGGAGAGUCGGAGAGAGAGGGGGAGAGAAAGGCGCUCUACACUAAUGGCUGCACUGCUGCUGGGCUUGAGCUCACCGUCGCCGCCGCUGCUGCUGCUCCACCUUCUCCUCUGCUCUUUGUUCGCCGCUGUCCCGGGCAGGGCGGCGGGGCCGUGCCGCCGCGCCGCGCGCUCCCACCCAGCCCCCGGAGACACGCGCAGCGCAAGCCAGACCCACGCAACGGCUACGGGACCGGGGGCUUUGGCUGGGGGCGAGUUGGACGUCCGCCCUGAACGGACAUUAGCGUGGCUUAUUGGAUCUGGAUUAGAAACUGCGACCUCCGGACCAGGCACGCGCUCCAGAGCAGCGGGAAGCGCCGCCGUGGGCCCGCCUCCGGUGGAUUACGAGCGUUUACACACAUCAGAACCGGCGCCGCGGACCAAAAGCAGCUCCCGGCAACGGCUCGCGGGGGGAAGCGCUGGCGGCGUGCAGAAGGGCGUUGUUUUCUCCUCUUUCCUCGCUGGUCCCCCGCUUCGGAACAGAGAAACGAGGGCCGUACAAAGGACUAGAGCGCGCUCGCCGCCGCCACACACUCACCUUUACACCGGGCGGGUCCGUGCGCGAGGCGUGUACCGGGGACAGGGUUGUGCCGGUUUUGACCCCCGUUUGGUUAAAGGGAGCGCCCGCGCUUGGAGAACAGGGCCCCAGCACGGCUCGUGCCACGCGAGACGGGAGUUCACAGCUGGCAGCGUGCAGGAAAGGUCGCUCUCAAAAGACAAUUCUCAUUAUUAUUCAAAUGUGGCUGCCAGCGUUUCGGACGCCAAGAAAGUGGACAAAAGAAGCGCGGCCGGUCGCUCCUCAGGCCUCCUCAAUGUUAUCGAUCCCAGCAGAGAGGGCUGCAAUGGCUCCUUUAAUACGGCCACUGGGAAUACUAGGAGGUGUGGGGAGCGCGAGCACCUUUCUGUGAGCUCAGACAGCUGUGCGGUGUCACACCGGAUUACGGGGGUCGCUGCCGUGCACGAGGUUUGUUCUGAAACAUGCACCAGCCCCUCGUUAAGGCGGUCCGUAGGCGUCGCGCUCACAGUUUGCAUUAGAACGUCCAGAGAGCGCAAAAGCUCCGCGUGCUGUCCCAGCAGUUUAUUGCCAUCGUCAUGCAUAAACAUAACCAGUCUGAGCGCACGUUUCAGCGAGGAGAGCGAAGCGUUUAGCCAAAAGCAUGCUCGAGAAUUCUCACGUGGUUUGACACCAGCCGGCUCCGCAAUGCCCAGAGGGCAUGAAUCUCGCGGCGCAGUUGAAGGAGAAACUAAUUAUCGUCUAACAUCCAAACUCGUCACGUGCCCGUCUGACCCUGAACGCGGUGAAAUCCAUCUCUCUGACUCACCGCUUACCGGCGCCGUUACUCACACCAGUCCGCGCAACCAAUUCUCGGUAGAACUGAACUUCACCAAACGGUCCGGUGACUCACGCGCUCAUGCAGGGAGCGUUGUGCCCUGGGCUAACAACGAGGACGGCGCACGGGGAGAGUCAGCACCACGCGCUCAUUGGACAGCUCCCGACCCCAGUUUCUCCGUUAUAAAUGUGUUUUUGUGGAACGCUAACAACAACAACAACAACAACAACAACAAUGAGAACUGCAGCCAAGUCAACAGCAGCAAAGAUGACAAGGAUAUAAAUGAAACGCAAAGUGUUCCAACUGAAGACGAUGGCGACUUCCUCGGACCACGUGAUCAUGCACAACGGGGUUCCGUCCCGGCAGAGACUCCACACCCAGCGUGCGCUGACAGCAUCAACAGCAACAGCUUAGCCGCCAACGGGGGAGCCACGCGGCCGCAAUUAAAAUCCGGUAAAGGGGUGUCCUUACAAGCGGAGGCUGUCAGUCAGCGCGAGGAGCAGCUGGGGGCCGCUGGGCCAGAGUGGCGGGAGGGAGAGGUGGCAGGAGAGGGGUGGGAGGAAGAAAGGAGCAGGGGGAAGGGUAACAGGCAGGCUGGAGAGGGAGAGACCGAGUGGGUGAUUGCAGAAAACACAAAGGGAGAUGCGUCGGAGGCAGACACAAAUUUACUGAGAGAGAGGGGAAGAGGUCAAGGUGGAGGCACCUCACAGACACAGAGAGAGGCUGAUAGUGAGGAAGCUGGAGGAGAUGAGAACAAAGACUGGCAGGAAAUCAAGGAAACACAGGCAGGGCAAGAUGACUCAAAACACAGCGGAGGCUGGGUAGACAGUACGCAAAUGAAUGUUGACACUCCAGUCAUGAAACAAACAGAGAAAGAAAGUAAUGAAGGUGAGGAGAUAGAGGAUGACGAAUACUUUGAAGAGCAGACAGGUGUCUCUCCUGUUGGACGUUCUCGUAGAGCUGCUAAUAGACAUCCACAUUUCCCUCAGUAUAACUACCAGGUUCAGGUGGCAGAAAAUCAGCCUCCUGGUACAUCAGUUAUAUCAAUGUUAGCAGAGGACCCAGAUGCCGGAGAGGCAGGCAGACUCAGCUACAGCAUGGCCCCCUUAAUGAACAGCAGAUCCAUGGAUUACUUCCAUAUCGACCCAAUAACCGGCCUAAUCACAACCACACAUAUACUGGACAGAGAACACAUGGACUUGCAUUACUUCAGAGUGACAACUACAGAUCAUGGCUCACCACGUCUAUCUGCAACAACAAUGGUGGCUAUCACAGUUUCUGACCGGAACGAUCACUCCCCUAUUUUUGAACAAACUGAGUAUCGCGAGACGAUUCGAGAAAAUGUAGAAGAAGGAUAUCCAAUCUUGCAGCUGCGUGCAACUGAUCUUGAUUCCCCAUCAAAUGCUAACAUCCGUUACCGGUUUGUUGGAGAAAGUGCAGCUUCUGCGCGCUCUGCCUUUGAAAUUGAUCCUCGAUCGGGCUUGAUCACCACUCGAGGUAUUGUUGACCGAGAGGUAAAUGAACGCUACACCCUACAGGUGGAGGCGAGCGAUCAAGGACGGGAGCCAGGCCCACGGUCAGCCACUGUUAGCGUUCACAUAACCGUUUUAGAUGAGAAUGAUAAUGUUCCACAGUUUAGCCAGAAACGUUAUGUGGUGGCAGUUCGAGAGGAUGUGCGACCACAUUCAGAAAUCCUGCGCGUCAGUGCUUCAGAUGAGGAUAAAGAUGGAAAUGCUGCCGUGCACUACAACAUCAUCAGUGGAAACAGCCGAGGGCAGUUUGCUAUUGAUAGCGUUACUGGAGAAAUUCAGGUUGUGGCACCACUGGACUAUGAGACCGAACGGGAGUACACCUUACGACUGCGAGCUCAAGAUAAUGGCCGUCCACCUCUUUCUAACAACACAGGAAUAGUGAGUGUCCAAGUCACUGAUGUCAAUGACAAUCCGCCAAUCUUUGUAUCUACACCAUUCCAGGCAACAGUACUUGAAAGUGCCCCUAUUGGCCACUCUAUACUGCACAUACAGGCCAUUGACACUGACAGUGGUGAUAAUGCACGUCUGGAGUACAGGUUAACAGGAACUGGUACAGACACACCUUUUGUCAUUAACGCUGCUACUGGUUGGGUCACAGUGAGUUCAGAGCUUGACCGAGAAUCAGUGGAGCACUAUUUCUUUGGUGUUGAGGCCAGGGAUUAUGGUGCCCCACCUCUCUCUGCCACUGCAAGUGUUACUAUAACUGUGAUGGAUGUCAACGAUAACCGUCCAGAGUUCCUGCAGAAGGAAUACUUUGUUCGACUGAAUGAGGAUGCAGCAGUUGGAACGAGUGUUGUUAGCGUAACUGCAGUCGAUCGUGAUGUGAACAGUGCUGUCACCUACCAGAUCACUGGCGGUAACACACGCAACCGUUUCGCAAUCAGCACAGCUGGUGGGUCUGGGCUUCUCUCACUGGCGCUGCCACUUGACUACAAACAAGAGCGACGCUAUGUGCUAACAGUCACUGCCUCUGAUAGAACCCUUCAUGAUACCUGUCAGGUGCAUGUGAAUAUCACAGAUGCUAACACACACCGGCCUGUAUUCCAAAGCGCUCAUUACUCUAUAAGUGUAAAUGAAGACAGGCCACCGGGCAGCACAGUGGUGGUGAUCAGUGCCUCCGACGAGGAUGUAGGAGAGAAUGCGCGCAUCACGUAUUUCCUGGAGGACAAUAUUCCGCAGUUCCGCAUUGAUCCCUCAACAGGUGCUAUCACACUCCAGGCUGAGCUGGACUAUGAGGACCAGAUGACGUACACUCUUGCCAUCACAGCUCGCGAUAAUGGAAUUCCACAGAAAUCUGACACAACCUAUGUGGAGGUCAACGUAAAUGAUGUUAAUGACAACGCCCCGCAGUUCCUCAGUCCACGUUAUCAAGGUGGAGUCAGUGAAGAUGCCCCACCCUUCACCAGUGUUCUUCAAAUUUCUGCCACUGAUCGUGAUGCUCAUGCUAAUGGACGUGUGCAGUACACCUUCCAGAAUGGUGAGGAUGGAGAUGGUGAUUUCACAAUUGAGCCUACUUCUGGAAUAGUCCGCACAGUGCGUCGCCUAGACCGAGAAAGUGUUCCAUUCUAUGAGCUAACAGCGUUCGCUGUGGAUCGUGGUGUUCCACCUCAGCGCACGCCUGUGCACAUCCAGGUCAGUGUGAUGGACGUUAAUGACAAUGCUCCUGUCUUCCCUGCCGACGACUUUGAGGUUCAAGUGAAAGAGAACAGUGCUGUUGGCUCUGUUGUUGCGCAGAUCACUGCGACAGAUCCAGAUGAAGGCCCUAAUGCCCAGAUCAUGUAUCAGAUUGUGGAAGGUAAUAUUCCAGAAAUCUUCCAAAUGGACAUCUUUUCUGGAGAGCUUACAUCUCUAAUCGACCUGGACUAUGAAACACGCAAUGAGUAUGUCAUUGUGGUACAAGCCACGUCAGCGCCUCUUGUAAGCCGAGCCACAGUGCGAAUCCGACUCGUUGAUCAAAAUGACAACAGGCCUGAGAUGCAGGACUUCCAGAUAAUUUUCAAUAACUUUGUGUCAAACCGUUCAAAUACAUUCCCAAGUGGAGUCAUAGGGCGUGUUCCAGCCCAUGACCCAGAUGUAACAGACCGCCUCUACUACACCAUUGACAGAGGCAAUGAGCUCCACCUGCUGCUGCUGAAUCACACCAGCGGGGAGAUCCGACUCAGUCGCAAACUGGACAACAACCGCCCGCUGGUGGCCCCUAUGCUCAUCACCGUCACCGAUGGAGUUCACAGCAUCAGUGCACAGUGUGUGCUGCGAGUGUUGAUCAUCACUGAGGACAUGCUGAGCAGCAGUGUGACCGUCCGGCUACAGAACAUGUCCCAGGAGCACUUCCUGUCCCCGCUGCUCUCUCACUUCCUGGAGGGCGUGUCCUCGGUGCUAUCGGUCGCCCCUGACGACGUGUUUGUUUUUAACAUUCAGCCGGAUGCGGAGGCAGAGCGUGUGUUGAAUGUCAGUUUUUCGGCUGCGCUGCCGGGAGGACACUUCUUUCCCUCAGAGGCUCUGGAGGAGCAGCUCUACCUGAACAGGCCCAGACUCAACAUGCUCGCUCAGAUGCAGGUGCUGCCGUUUGACGACAAUGUGUGUUUGCGCGAGCCUUGUCAGAACUACAUGAAGUGCAUCAGUGUCCUGCGCUUCAACAGCUCCGCCCCCUUUAUCUCCUCUCCCUCCAUGCUCUUCCGGCCGAUCCACCCAAUUGCGGGCCUGCGCUGCCGCUGCCCGCCUGGCUUCACUGGGGAUUACUGUGAGAUCGAGAUUAAUCUGUGCUACUCUAAUCCCUGCCUGAACGGAGGAGUGUGUGCGCGCAGGGAGGGGGGAUACACCUGCAUCUGCAGAGAAGAUUACACAGGUGAGCGGUGUGAGUUUGACCGCCGGUCUGGACACUGUGUGGCAGGCGUGUGUCGCAAUGGAGGGACGUGUCGGGAGCUGUCUGGCGGUGGGUUCCGCUGUGAAUGCCCUGCGGGGGGCUAUGAGAGACCCUACUGCACUGUCACCACACGCUCAUUCCCCCCGAAAUCCUUCAUCAUGUUCAGGGGGCUGCGCCAGAGAUUCCACCUGUCCAUCUCUCUCUCGUUUGCCACUCUAGAGAACAGCGGGCUGCUGUUUUAUAAUGGACGGUUCAAUGAGAAACAUGACUUCCUAGCUUUGGAGAUACUGGAUGGACAAGUGGUGCUGAAGUACUCCACAGGUGAGUCCUCUACACAGGUGAGUCCAUACUUGCCCGGAGGAGUGAGUGAUGGGAACUGGCACACUGUCCACAUCCACUACUAUAACAAGCCUAAGCGGAGUGUAAGUGGGGAGGUUCAGGGUCCGUCUGAUGAGAAGGUGGCGGUGGUGAGUGUGGAUGACUGUGACACUGCCAUCGCGCUCAGGUUUGGAGUUCAGCUGGGAAACUACAGCUGUGCAGCUCAGGGCAAACAGAGCAGCAGCAAGAAAUCUUUGGAUCUAACUGGGCCAUUGUUUCUGGGUGGAGUGCCAAACGUUCCAGACAAUUUUCCAUUUGGAACGAGGGAGUUUAUUGGCUGUAUGAAGGACCUGCACAUUGACAACAGACCGGUGGACAUGGCAGGAUAUGUAGCUAACAACGGCACUCUAUCAGGCUGCAGUGCCAAGCUGCCCUUCUGUAAGUCCAACCCCUGCCAGAAUGGGGGCACCUGCAGAGUCAGCUGGGAAACCUUCUCCUGUGACUGCCCUCUGGGCUUCGGAGGCAAAGACUGUAGCCACGUGAUGCCACACCCCCACCGUUUCCUCGGCAACAGUGCUCUGUGGUGGGAUCUGAAGAAUGAUGUCACCAUUAGCACGCCCUGGUAUCUGGGGCUGGUGUUCCGCACCCGUGCAAAAGAGGGCGUUCUGCUGCAGGCACAGGCUGAACAAUACACACACUUGAUCUUUCAGUUGACAGCGGGUCAGCUGGUCUUUUCUGUGGCCCGGCGGUCAGCACAGCCUGUGCGGCUGCGGCUGGACCAGGUGCAGGUGUGCGAUGGCCGCUGGCACGACCUGCAGCUGGAGCUCAGAGACAUCAGGAGUGGACGAGAGACGCGCUAUGUAGCUACUGUCCGACUAGACUUUGGGCUAUACCAGGGGACAGUAAUAGUAGGCAAUGAAAUCCACGGGCUGAAGGUGAAGCACCUUCAUGUGGGUGGCGUCUUGGGAGCCGGAGAGGUUCAGAGUGGAAUACGUGGCUGUAUACAGGGGGUGCGCCUGGGGGUGCGUCCAGAUUCCCCUGCCUUGCCCCGCCCCUCCAGAACCAUCAAAGUGGAGACUGGCUGUAACGUUGGCAACCCCUGUAACUCCUCCCCCUGCCCUGCCCACAGCCACUGCACUGACGAAUGGGAGCGGCACACCUGCAUUUGUGAGCCAGGUUUUUAUGGUAAAAGCUGCACGGAUGCCUGUCAGUUGAACCCAUGUGAAAAUGAGGCUCAGUGCCACAGAAAACCCAGCUCCUCACAUGGCUACAUCUGUGACUGUGGAGAUAACCACUAUGGACAGUACUGCCAACACAGGAGUGAACAGCAGUGUCCUCGUGGUUGGUGGGGCAAUCCUACAUGUGGACCAUGUCACUGUGAUAUCAAUAAAGGCUUUGACCCGGACUGCAACAAGACCACUGGGCAAUGCCACUGCAAGGAGUUCCAUUACCAUCGGCGGGGCAGUGACGUGUGCCUGCCGUGUGACUGCUACCCAGUGGGCUCCUUCUCGCGGUCAUGUGACCCAGAAAGCGGUCAGUGCCAGUGCAGGCCGGGUGUGAUUGGCCGACAGUGCAACAUGUGUGACAACCCAUUCGCUGAGGUCACACAGACAGGCUGUGAAGUAAUUUAUGAUGGCUGUCCCAAGACCAUCACGUUGGGGAUCUGGUGGCCCAGGACAAAGUUCAACCUGCCUGCUGUUGUACCCUGUCCUAAAGGAUCAGUAGGAGCUGCUAUUCGUCACUGUGAUGUAGACCGAGGCUGGCUGGAGCCUGAUUUGUAUAAUUGCACCUCUCCAGCUUUCGUUGAGCUGAACACAGCGCUGGAGGCUGUAGAAAGGAAUGAGACAGAGCUCAACACGAUUAUUGAGAAGAAGCUGGCUCAUCAGCUGCGCGACGUCACUGAAGCUACACCCCGGCUCUAUGGCAAUGACCUCCAGAUCGCUGAAAAACUGCUGUCCCGCCUCUUGACCUUUGAGAGCCUCCAGUCAGGUUUUGGAUUGACGGCCACACAAGACGCACAUUUCACUGAAAACGUGAUGCGGGCCUGCAGUGUGUUGUUGGGUCCAGCCAGUGCAGGGCUGUGGAGGGCUCAGAAUGCAGGCCAGAGUGGAGCAGCAGGCCUGGCAGACCUUUUAGAGCAAUAUUCCCGCACCCUCGCUCAGAACAUGAAACAAACCUACCUCAACCCUGUAGCGCUGGUGGCACCUAAUAUCGUGAUGACGUUGGACCGUGUGGAGAACCACACUCACGUGCGGAGAAGGUUUCCUCGCUAUCACAGCACGCUGUUCCGAGGGCAGUUGCUUUGGGACAGUCACACACAUGUGGUGCUGCCACCUAGUGUCCUAGUGCCACAGCGCAACUACCCUCCACCUCCUCCUGCCCCGGUGAGUCUCCUGACCAAUCAGACUCCAGAGGUGCCAGCAGCACGACGGGCUGUGUGGCUGCCUGAUCCACCCAUCACCAUCGUCAUCCUGCUCAUUUACCGCAGUCUGGGAGCCGCUCUACCUCCAAAAUACCACACCGAUCGGCGUGGAGUUAGGCUGCCGCGUCACCCCGUGCUGAACUCUCCUGUGGUGAGUGUGUCUGUAUAUAAUAAUCAGUCGUUCGUGGAGGGCUUCCUGGACUCUCCCAUCCUCCUGGAGUUCCGCCUGUUGGAGACCAGCAACCGCAGCAAGCCUCUGUGUGUGCAGUGGAACCACACCAGCACUGCAUCUGUAGGAGGGUGCUGGACAGUGAGAGACUGCAGUGUCGUUUACAGGAACACAUCACAUGUGCGCUGUCAGUGCCAUAAACUUGGCACUUUUGGGGUUCUGAUGGACAGCUCACAAAGAGAGCAAUUAGAGGGUGACCUGGAGACCCUCGCCAUAGUAACCUACACUUCACUGUCGGUUUCCAUGGUGGCAUUGUUGCUAACGGUUACGGUGCUCUCCUGUCUGAGAGGACUGAAGUCAAACACGCGCAGCAUUCAUUCCAACAUGGCUGCUGCCACACUCCUAUCUCAGUUCACCUACCUGCUGGGCAUCAACCAGACUGAACAACAGUUUCUGUGCACAGUGGUGGCGAUCCUGCUGCAUUAUUUCUUCAUGUCAGCGUUUGCCUGGCUGUUUGUGGAGGCGCUGCACAUCUACCGCAUGCAGACUGAAGCUCGAAACAUCAACUACGGAGCCAUGAGGUUCUACUAUGCCAUUGGAUGGGGAGUGCCUGCCAUUAUUACAGGGCUGGCUGUGGGUCUGGACCCAGAGGGUUAUGGAAACCCUGAUUUCUGCUGGAUCUCUCUUUAUGAUAAACUCAUCUGGAGCUUCGCUGGACCUAUUGUUAUCGUCAUACUGAUGAAUGGGGGGAUGUUCAUGAUGGUACUGCGUAUGACCUGUAAUCUGUCUCAAAAGGAGACAAAGAAGCUGCCUGUAAUUGCUACUAUCCGCAGUGCCUUUCUUCUGCUGCUCUUGAGUGCAUGUGUCUGGUUCUUUGGGCUAAUGGCCGUCAAUAACAGCAUCUUGGCCUUCCACUACCUCUUUAUCGUCCUCUGCUGUAUACAGGGUUUGGCGGUGUUCUUGGUGUUCACUCUGUUGAACUCAGAAGUGCAGGAAGCCUGGAAGGUGGCCUGCACUGGGAAGAAGAGUCCCAGUGAAGAACCUGCCAGACCACCCCAGAUUACUGGCCAGAAUCCAUACAACAGUGCCUCCCUGCUAGAGCAGAGUGGAUUACACCGCAUCACACUGGGAACAUCCACCAUAUCAUCAGUCAGCAGUGCUCGUAGGGAAAAUCUUCUAGCACGUCAGACUGCUGAGCAUACUUUGGGUCACACUGGCGCCACUGAUCUAGAUGUGGCCAUGUUCCACCGCAACGGAGGUACACUCACACACAAUAACCUCCAUGCAUGUGAAGAUUCAGACUCUGACUCUGAUCUUUCUUUGGAAGAGGAGAGAAGUCUGUCUAUCCCCUCCUCUGAGAGUGAGGACAAUGUGCGUCUCCGGGGGCGCAUCCAGCGACGCUUCAAACGGACCAAUCACAGUGAGCGACUACUCACGGAGCCCACCCACAACGGCACCAAAGAUCUGGAUGGGAAUGAUCUCCUCUCCUAUUGGCCAGCCUUGGAGGAGUGUGAGGUGCACUCUCUGCAAAAAUGGGGUUCAGAGCGCCGCCUAGGGGCCGAUUACAGCAAGGAUGCAGCAAACAACAACCAGGCAGAUGCUGCGCUGACCAGUGGGGAUGAGAAUGGACUGACACACACACACAGACAUCGCAAAGGGAUCCUCAAGAAUCGUCUCGGCUGCCCGCCAGCUCUGCAGGGUUUGUCAUCGGUGGGCCGAGUUCCAAGCGAACUGUCUUGGUACCGCACCUCCACUCUGGGCCACCGGGGUGUUCCAGCAGCCUCUUAUGGCCGUAUGUACUCAGGCACAGGCUCGCUGUCCCAGCCGACCUCGCGCUACUCCUCUCGGGAGCACCUGGACUCAUUGGCGCGAAGGCAGCGUUCCCGUGACAACCUCGACCUACUGCCACGGCGCCGUGAACUUGGCGCCGAGCACCUGGGCGGGUCCAGAGAGCGGCUAGGCCCCGCCCACAGCAUACAUGCCUCUAGGGAAGAUCUAGCCACAGGAAUGGGUGUGUCCGGGCUAGCAGGAGCCGAGAGUUCAUUAGGUGGGUCCAGGGUGCAGCUCAGCACCCUGACGAGGCGGCAGGCAUCGCGGGAACACCUUGGUGGAGCGCUGAUGAGCAGCAGGUCGCGGGAGCAGCUGGAGACUAAUGGAGGUACCGCGUCGGCGCAGCCCUGCCGCGAGUGGCUCAGAACUCUGCCCCCACGACAGCUUUCACACCCCGAGCCACACCCCACGUCUUCUCCCCCUCCACCAAUAACAGAAGAACCCCAAGAAGCCAUGCCCCCAAGGCGCGGACGUCUAGACUCCGCUCCUCCAUGUAGGUACCCCACAACAACCCCUGCAACAGCCCCUGCAACAGCCCCUGGAGCGCCACCCAGUCGACCUCCUUCCAGUGAACACCUGGACAUUCUCUCCUCCAUCCUAGCUUCCUUCAGCUCCUCUGUACUAACCCCGCCCCCUAAUCCUGCCUCUGCAGCUGCUGGCCCCUCCCCUUCCCCACCUCCUCACUCUGCAACCUCUCAGAGCGUCUCUGAAGUGUCGCCAGACUCUGAAGCCCACAGAAGUGAUGGACAGUCCUGAUGACAUCCCCUCAGUCCCAUGAAGCAGUUCAGCUCAUGGGCGCAGAGGAACAAUAGGAGACAAAGCAGAGCGAUGAAGCCUUCAGAUAUAUCUUGGGAUACUGGAGGACCUGAGAGUUUGACUAAUUGAGGAGACGGUGAGGUGGAAUCUCUGAUCAUGUUUCCAGUCCAAUUUUACGACAGCCUACCUAGACCAAGGAGAGCAUAAAGGGAAAAAAGGUGAUUUCCACCAUUAGUAUUGAAUUCAAACUCUACAGCGGAGACACUGAAGAACUGACAUUGGGAGAGCUGGUCAGAGAAAGAAAGAAAACAUAGCCUGUACAUAACCUUUUUAUACAUUUUGUAUUUUUUUCAUUAGAGAUGAACACAAAAAAAAAUCUCAAGUGAUGUUUUUAAAGAUUGUGUCCGGCAUAUGGGGUUGUUGAGUGAGUGGAUAUGUGUUUCAGUUGAGAAGAACCGUAAAGCAUUCCCAAACCUUUUCCAAACCUUUCCCAAACCUUUUCCAAACUGAUCCUCAUUCUACAUGUUUCUUUUUUACUUAAAUCCCUCCCACUGACAGACUGUUGAACCAGGAGACGGUAUUGGGAUCAGAGGCUUGAAUUGGUUAAUUGAGGGUGUCAACAUCCCUGAUGUGUGGCUGGUGGGAAACGCCAGCAGUGGUGAUUGUAUACGUAAAGUAUUUAAACUAAGCGAUGUGAUUUGACCGACAUGAUUGUCAAUCAAGGGAUUGUUUUAAGGCAGCUGGUUUGAUUGGGAGAUGAAGAUAGAGGCUUUCCUUUUAACUCACUGCCCAUACAUACUCCAAAGUGUGGUUGUUGUAAAACACUGCCCAUCCUUUAGGAACCUAGGAGGCUUGUGGUUUGCGUCCUUGUCUUUCAGUUCAGCCAUUUCAGGGGAUUGAAAAUGAAUGUUCAGUAAUUAAAUUCAGACAGGUAUAUUGGAAUAGCCUAAGAUAAAUGAAAUAGCAUAAAACAAUUACUGUAAAUUAGCCAAAAACUUUCUUUUACUUCUACAUCAGUGGAGAACCGUGCCUAUUAGAACUAAGCCUUAAGUUUGGAGAAACAAACACCUCUAGAAAACACCUCCACAAAAAUGCAGAUUUUUGCUAAAACCUUUAAUAGUAUUUUAGUAGUAUGUUAGUACCAAGCUAAAAUCAAUGAACGUAAACUUUUCUGACCACUGUAGAUUAAACACACACAUUUCAAGCUUGUAACAGACAUAUUAAUAUAUAUUUCACUUUUUAUCAGUUUUACAAUGACUCAGUAAAGAACAGCUGUUACUGUUUUCCAUUUCUCAGAGCCGAAACACUUAGGCCUCUGGCUGUGUUUGAGAUAUCCUACUAAAUACUGCUCGCGUACUGAUUGUAUGUGACCAACAUGAAUUUCCCCAGUACGUCAAAGAUUACAUACUGAUCUUGGCCAAACAAUCCGCUCAGUGUCGGUGGAGUCACACUGCACAUUAUUCAGUCAAACUAGCUCAUAUUAGAAAUUACGAGUGUAAUGAAAAUGAAAUGACUCGCCAAUGGAAGAAAACAGGUGGGUCUGGAAACCAUGCAUGUUUACCACACAGCUGAACCCAAAGCUGACAUUUUUAAAGUUUAUUUGUGGCUUUGCAGAUGAGUCACCAUCCCACCCUCUGUCAUGGGGUGUCACAUCUCUUGUCUAAAAUAUAACCGUACACACUGAAAAGCAGCUAGCAAUGGUUGCUAAACAGUAAUUGGAGGGCUGGUCAGGUCUUGAGAUGGUUCAGUCCGGGAUGUUGGCAGGCUAGUUGGGCCCCUGUCCGGUACUAUAUGGCUUUAGUUGUGUACUGGAUACUAUUAGGUAUCCUACUGCCGAAGAGCAACAUGCAGUAUACAGUAUAUACUGAGGCAGUAUACAGUACACAGUGUGCUAUUUUGAACACUGUUGCUAUUUACAGUGACAUAUCUAGGACUUCCUGAAAGCCUAGAGCAGGGUGUUCAAUCUUGUCCACAAAGGGCCAGUGUGGUUGCAGGUUUUCAGUCCAAUAGCACUGGAGCUAACACACUAAUUAUGUGUUAAAAACUGAGACUAAAGAAUUAAACCUGGUGUGCUCCAGCUUAUUUGGAGUGAAAACCUGUAACCACUCCAGACCUUUGUGGAUAAGACUGACCUAGAGCGAUUUUUUUUCCUCAGAAAAUUGGUCCUAUUGCAAUCAAAGCCUGAUUGAUUCCACUUUCACUUAGUAAUUAUGUUAAUGCAGUGGUCACCAACCCUCCUCCUGGAGAUCUACUUUCUAGCAGAAUUUAGUUACAACCUGUGUCAAAAGUGCUGCCUCAACCUUACCUAACACUGUAUCUGAUCUAGCCAAUCAAGGACUUCUGCAGUCCUUGUUAAUUGUCAUUAAUUGGAAGGUGUGGCAGAUUAUGGUUGGAACUGGACGCUGCAGGAAAGUAAAUCUCCAGGACUAGGGUUGGUGACCCCUGUAUUAGUGGUUAAUUUAACAUCCUUUAGCUCCUGAAGUCCCAACCAAUCGGAGAGCUCUCUUGGCUUUGUCUACACAGAUAGCACAGAGAAAAAAAUCCUGAUUGGAAAGUUUUUCAGCAUUAAAAAAAUAGCUUUUACUUCCAAUCAAAACUACUACUACAAAAUUUGCAGUCGUAUUACAUAAUAAGGCUUAUUAUUCAGUAACUACAGGGAAUUAUUCUUAGGUUGUAUAAGUGUGUAAUAAAACUUUGGGCCCACCGGUGGCCAUUUAAGGGGUUAAAUACAACAAGCAUGAUGGAUAUAUGAAACAAAUCGAGUUAAACUUACAAGCAUUUAUUUUUAUUUGAUUUCACAGAAAAAAAAAUAUCUUUGUAUAUUGUGAUGUCAGUAUCGCUCAGAAAUAAUAAAUGUCAAAUUAGUUUGUGUCCAUAUAACGUACAUCUGAAGUAAAUUUAAACUCAGUUAAUGCAUUCAGUUCAUCCCCUGAACCUGCUGAUAAGAAAUUUGAGCAACCUUACGCAGUGUUUUCCUCAACUGACCAUGUUCAUCUGAACAGUUAUUGUCUAUAAUAUUCUGUUUGAAAACUGUUCUGGCCUUUUGUUUUGUGUUUGCCGUUCUACAGCCUUGUAGAACUGCCACUGUGGGGUCACUAUUCAUGUCUGUUGGGAGUUUGUGCUGAAGCUGUUAGAAUGCGUACGUUUCAGUUUUUAUGUCUCGAAACUGCUGAUUCAGGAAUGAUUUUGUUGUCAGGUUUAUCACAGUUCAGACUCUGAAUGAGGAAACACAGCUGGACUAGAUUAGCUAUAAGUGACUCAGUUGAUUGGAACUUGUAAGGUCCUUGUGACAGAGACCAUAUAUAUCAGUGUCAAUCAGAGUCAAAAGGCCUCACAAGAAGAUAGGAAAACGUGGAACAAAAUAGUCUCUGGCGCUGUACGUCUCAUAAAGCUACAGUAUUUUGAUUAUUUAAAAGAAAAAGAAAAAAAUAGACACUUGGCUUCAUCUUCUGGGUAAUCCUCAGUAUCAUAUAUAUGGUUCAGCCAAAUAAGAGAACCAAUAUCAUUCCUUUUAUACCUCAUACCUGUCAAAAAGUGCUCCAAUCCUUUUUUUAAAUACUUGCAUCUUUUAUAUUUUAUUUAUUACAAUGUACCUUUAUCUUGUACAGACAUAAGAUUCAUUUAUUUUAUUUAUUGUCAAUAUUUAUUAAGGUUAAUUUAUCAGUCAUAUCAUUUUUCUUAGAGUGUUUUUAUAAUUCUGUGUGUGUGUGAGAGUAAGAGAGAGUGAGAGUAAGAGAGAGUGAGCGAGAGUGAGCGAGUGAAAGGUUGUUUUGAAAACUGAAAGUAAGAGAGUGGAGUUUACUUUGUUAAAAUGUAUAAUGUGUAACAUUUUGGUACAUGUAUUGUUUGAUAUGAGCCCCACUCCCACCGACAACAAUGCAUCCUGGGUGAGAGAAAGUAUCUGGGUGAGAAAAAGAAAGAAAAGGGAGUGGGCUGUAUCACUGGUUAAUGUGUUUUUAUUAUGGGAUGUCUGCUAUCCCAUUUACAAUGGGGG
Pygocentrus nattereri (red-bellied piranha) is the source of this 15514-nucleotide messenger RNA. RefSeq names its product cadherin, EGF LAG seven-pass G-type receptor 3 (gene celsr3). The transcript is spliced from 36 exons. NCBI's taxonomy places the organism in Eukaryota, Metazoa, Chordata, Actinopteri, Characiformes, Serrasalmidae. Gene Ontology annotation, molecular function: G protein-coupled receptor activity; calcium ion binding. Bases 307 to 11520 code for a protein of 3737 amino acids. Gene Ontology annotation, cellular component: plasma membrane. The record is from RefSeq and is a predicted model, not a curated record. Gene Ontology annotation, biological process: G protein-coupled receptor signaling pathway; homophilic cell-cell adhesion; cell surface receptor signaling pathway.